ACCCCGAGCUUUUUCCUCUCACGCGAAGGUUAACCCAGUGAAAGUAUUGAGUUUUUCAAGGGAGGGUCCUGAGGACCUACAAAUUUUCAAGUGCCCCUUUCGAAAGUGUUGAUUAAUUUGUGGUUUUUGGCUGUUUGAAUUGCGCGAUAAUGAGCUGCGAGAGUGUUUGUCAAGUAGUCGUCAAAUGAAAGCCGUUAAAAUCACGCCACGCCGCGCGGGAAGCCAAAUUAAAAAUAGCUCCAUUCACCUCUAAUAGGGGCUUUCAUCUCAUUCUCGGCAUCGUCGUCGUCGUCGGCGGCAGCUGUACUCUCGGUCAGUAGUUUAUGGCCGUAAAUUGUGUCGAGUGACAGCAUCGGUCAAGCGUUUCAGUUUACUGACCCCGUAACCCAUCGGAACGGAAUCCGGUCGGAACCGGUGGGAAAUCGAUGAUUCUUGAAGCAGUUUGUUAUUCCAAAAAAUAAUGAGAUAAAUUCGUCGACACAGCAGUGAAUUAUAAACACCAACAAGCAUAGCACAACAGUACCAACCAAAUCAAUACGCUUCCUUGGCCUAAAUUAAAAGCAGAUAAAAACCCAAUAAAAACCAUGUCCAGCAACGGGAGCACUCCAAUCAACAGUCCCCGGAAGAUAUUCGGCAGGACGGCGACGUCGGACAAGAACGCCAUGCUGGAGUACGAGAUGAACAAAAAUCUAGAUAGCCAUUUCCGCGAAAAGGCCGAGAAGGAACUGGGCGAAACGGGCAGCGAACUGACGUACACCAAGAUCCGACAGCUGAGGCAACAGUUGAACAUCUACGCCGAACAUCACCAGCGAGGGUUGGGCGGACGGCGGGACGAUUCGUUUUUGUUGCGAUUUUUGCGCGCGAAAAAGUUCGACGUCGAUAAGGCGUUUAAAAUGAUUCAAAAGUACUACAAGAUGAAGGACGAAUACCCGGAGAUCUUCAAGGUGUCCCCACCUUCCGAGAUGAAGUUCAUGCUGGAGAUGCAGAUCCAGUGUAUGCUCCCAAAACGGGACGAUAGUGGACGUCAGAUUUACGUAUUUAGAGUUGAGAAAUGUGAUCCGUACAAAAUUCCAGUAGACUACGUAUUCCGCAGCAACGUGCUGGCACUGGAGGAUGCCGUCCGCAACCCAGAGGUUCAAAUUGGUGGGCUGGUCGUGCUGCUUGACAUGUCCGGGCUGGGAUUCGCACAUGCAAGGUACUUGUCCCCGCACUUGGCCAAGAAAACCGUCGAGGUGGUCCAGGAAGCGUUCCCGAUGCGCUUCAAGGCGUUCCACGUGCUGCACGAACCGUUUUACUUCGACGCCAUCCUGGCGGUGUUGAAACCCUUCUUGAAGGACAAGAUCCGACGGCGAAUACACCUGCACGGCCACAACCUGAACUCACUGCACAAGUACAUCUCGAAGGACUUUCUGCCGGCGGAGUACGGCGGAACGUUGCCCCCGUUCGACAACACCGAGUGGCGUACGGCCAUCCUGGAGAACGAGCAGUACUUUGUCGACCUGGAAUCGUACAACCACGGGCCGGACAGCAGCUGCUUCCUGGACAACGUGGACGGCAGUGGUGGCGGCGGCGAUGCGGACAGUAUCGAGAGUUUGCAGUUUGGGGACACCGAGACGGAGGACAGCGAGUUUGACGAGGACGACCGGCGGGUGUUGAGUCCAAAGCGGACGCCCCGGUCGUUGGUGAACAUUGAGGAGAUUUUCCUGAGGAACGAAUUGAGCAAUGGGGGCGAUGACGACGAUGGGCGUCCCGAGAAAGAAGUUGAAGAUGUGAAAUAAAGUUGAAGGGAGUUUGCUGCUGCAUCGUGUGUGUGUGUGAGAGAUUGUGCUUUUGUGUUUUUUUCACGUCUCUUUACAUUUUCCUCAUUUUCCACCACUUUUCCUCCUACACCAUAGGGCUUUCUUUUUAUUUCACAAUUUUCCAUUAUGCUCAGUUCAGGCAAAGUUGUUCUUUUGUGAUGAUGCUGGGAGGGAAUAGAUAAAAAAGUGCCCCGUCUCGUCGUGGGUACGAGCAGUGCAUCAUGUGAAAAUACCGAGCACAGAGUGUUGAAAUUAUCACUGAUGGAGCUUUCAAAUUGAGGUAUGAAUUGAACACAUGUUCCUGACGAGUGGGAAACGGUGACUGGAUGUGAAAAAGGCUAGAUGUGUUGCUUCUUUUGUUGUGCAAUUUAUGAAGCGAGACUUGCAAAGUGUGUCGAAAUGGCAAAGACUUUCAAGUGCUUUUGUUUGGCAAUUUCUUUUAUGUCUACGUUCAAACCCCGAUGGUUUGACACCAACUGUUGUCAAACGAACGGGGUCACUUUUUAGUUUGACAACCCCUUUAUACGGAGUUCACACACACUACCAAACGUUUGUUUUGAUAGUGUUCGUGAGCACCGAGUAAAAAGUGACAGUUCGUCACUUUUUAGUUUGACUUUGACCAACCAUGGGAUACAAACUAAAAAAGUGUCAAACGAAAAAGUGACCAACCACCGGGGGUUGAGUGUAGUAAACUUUAACGUUUGUUAUUUGAACAAACCUCAUUUCAUUGUUGAAGCAAUGAAAAUCUUGCUAUGAUGAAUACGUUUUGGUAAGUUAUAUUAAAGUUAGAAGAAAAAUGCGUGAAAUGAAUAUUUUUCAAAAAGCUUUUAAUUACAUAAAAAGAUUAAAUUUGAUUUAAAAAAUUUUGUUCACAUAAAGCCAUCGAAAAAUUAUCAUGGGAAAUUGAUAGAUAAUUAUAUAUAUAUAUAGUUCUAGUCAAUAAAUCUUAAACCAGAUUUGCCUAAAGUAAGCGAUAUUAAUCUAAUAAGACAAAUUCCAAAAAUCAAUAAACUUUUCAAUAUAAGUGACUUUUAAAUGUUGUAAUAAUUCAAAUAUAAUUCAGAUAUAAUUUGAUCUUUAUUUGGCCAUAGUUUGAUGAAAAUCUCGAUGAGAUUGAUUUCAUUUGAAUUGAAACUCAUGUAAGGAAUAGUAUCUCUGAAAAUCAUCAAACAGGAUAAAAUUGAAGAGAAUAAUCAAUCUAUUUUGAAGCAAAAAGAUGAAGAAAAUACGAUUUUUUUGUGAUUCACUAUGAUUUUUCUCUCUUUCAAUAUUACAAAAUCUUUCAAUUUGUUGGGAUAUCCAAACACGUUUAAUGAAACUUGUCUUAUAUUUUUUUCUGAAUAAACUCUUACUAUGCCGUUUAAAUACUUCCAUUUGUUUAUGUUUGUAAUUUGGCCAUAAUGUUUUAAAAAAAUAUUGCAAAGGAAAUAUCUAAAAUCUUUAUUGGAAUAUUAUAUGUUUGGAAUCAGUGAUGUAUCAUCACAGUUACCUUGUUUUGUUUUUGUGAAUGUUUAAUUUUUAUUUUGAAAUAGAAUCAUUAUAAAAAAUGGAUUUUUAGUAUGCAAGCAAUUAUGCAGAAAUUCAAAGCAAACAAUAAAAAUUCCAAAACAAAUGUGCUUCAAUCAAGCUCAAAAUUGGUUUGCCAAAAUUAUCAGUACUUUUUUGUGUGGUUCAAAUUUUUAAUAAAAACUGUUUAUUUUCAAGAAUCUGUGGGAAUCUAACAAAAAAAAUUAAACGAAACAGAAAAAAGGCGGGGUUGGCGGAGAGCAUAAUAAUUUUCUAAGAAGUCUUAAUUGUAUGUGUGAAAUGUAUGUGUGGAAGUGUGAAAUUCCCGGGCAGACGGUAAUAACAAAAUUCAUGCCAUUUCAAUAACAAAUUCUGUUAAAAUAACAAAAAGUGUUAUGGAAUCUUCCUGAAAAAUCCAUUUCUGCAUAAUGGUUUAAUAACGGUUUAUGUUAUCAUAACAAAAUUUGUUAUUGGUCUGAUAUUGGUUGAAAGCCAAAACAACUUUGGAAUAAUAUUUUUUGUUAUGGAAGAAUAACUCCAACUGUUAUUGGGAUGAUCGGAUUAGUUGUUAAAAUAACAAAAAUUAAUAACAAAGAUUUGUUCGAAGAAUAACUAAAAAUGUUAUUAGUCUGUUAUUACAAUAACAUUCCAAUAACAAAAAAAUCAUAACGACGAAUAACAAAUCUUGUUAUAAAUAACGUAAAAUGUUAUUGGCCUAGUAUUUUCAAAUAUCAAAAAAUGUUAUUCCCAAGUUAUUUCCGUCUGCUCGGGUUUCCGUUUUUUUCUUAAACUCCGAAGAAUUUGUAGAAUUUCUCUGAACCAAACACCGUGAAAAUGCUAAAAAUGAUGUUUCAUUGCUUUAGUUCAACUUUGAAACCAUUCUUGUUAAAGUCUCUGAGAACAAUUCUUUAAUUUUGAAUGCAGUUAUUUGAUGAAACGAAGACGAGCUUUAAACGAGGUUUGUAACGAACAGUACACACUUAGUAAUCGAUCCAGGAUAAGAAUGUAAACGCAAGGAGUCUUCUUAGUCUCCAUGAGAUGAGAUCCACCAACGCUAGUACAAAUAAUGAGCAAGAACAAGAUGUGAGAUUGAGGUGUUGAUUGGGACGAGAGGGGUUUGUUCGAGGGACACUUUAAAGAAUGCCGGAACGGGACUUGAGAAUGUCGGACAAGAAAAUCUCAACCUCUUUUCACAGCACACACCACAGUUUAGUAGUGAUGAGAUAGAAAGAGAGCAUUCAACCACCCACCCAGAACGGCAAAAUGGCACCACGAUAUAGCACGUAGAUUCAAUUAGUACCGGAGGAAGAUGAGAUUUUCUUGCCGUUGGGCAUCGCGCGAGCCCGGAACAAAUGGGACGACGCUGGACAGAUCGUUAGGAAAGAUAAUAGGAAAAAAAGAAAGAGAGAUAGCCAAAGCGGUUAUAUUUUUUUAAACGAGAGAGUUUAUCCGUAACAGUCACUAAAGUCAAUCCUGUUGAUGAUAAAGAUUCAUAUACUAGCUAAAACGAUUGUUACAAAAGAAGAGAAGUUUAAUACGCCCAAUCAAACAGUCACAACUAAUCGCAUAAUCAACUGAUCCACUACGUCGUUCAAUAUUCAAUUAUAGUCAAUUGCCUCUAGUUCAAA
Molecule: messenger RNA, 4933 nt
Organism: Culex pipiens pallens (northern house mosquito)
Lineage: Eukaryota; Metazoa; Arthropoda; Insecta; Diptera; Culicidae
Product: retinaldehyde-binding protein 1-like
Exons: 7
Coding region: 585-1778 (397 amino acids)
Cellular component (GO): membrane
Molecular function (GO): phosphatidylinositol bisphosphate binding
Source: RefSeq, a predicted model, not a curated record